CAAUGGUAGCAUUCCUAGGAAUAAUAAUAUAAAAUACAAAAUAAAAUUUUAAAAAUAAUAAAUAAAUUAUAAUAUCAAACUCCUACCGAUCAUCUUACAAGCAACUAACUCUCACAUACAAAUACUGAAAUACACACAAAACCGAACAAUUUCCAGCACCAAAAUUAGGGUUUCAGAAUCCAAAUAUUCAACAAAAUGGAAUAUAAUUCCAGUGUGAUUGCUCGUAGCAGAUUAGCAGUUCUAUCAGCUCAUCUUUCUGCUUGUGUUGAAUCAAAUGAUAUUAUACCGGCGGUUCUGGAUCAAUCACCGGUUUCGGGUCAGGUGUUUGUAGCACCACCGGUCAAUUUGAAAGGUUCGUUGAUAAUUGUUGAUGAAAGAACCGGUAAAAAGUACAAACUUCCGGUUUCUGAUGAAGGUACCGUCAAAGCUACUGAUUUGAAGAAGAUAACAACAGGAAACAAUGAUAAGGGUUUGAAGCUUUAUGACCCAGGCUACCUUAACACAGCUCCUGUUAGAUCAUCAAUCUGCUACAUUGAUGGUGACGAAGGGAUCUUAAGAUACAGAGGCUACCCGAUUGAAGAGUUGGCAGAGGGUAGUUCAUUCUUGGAUGUAGCAUACCUUUUAAUGUAUGGAAACUUACCUUCUCAGAGCCAGUUAGCCGAUUGGGAGUUUUCUGUAGCACAACAUUCAGCUGUUCCACAAGGAAUUUUGGAUAUCAUACAUGCCAUGCCUCAUGAUGCUCAUCCAAUGGGUGUUCUAGUCAGUGCAAUGAGCGCCCUUUCUGUAUUCCAUCCCGAUGCUAACCCUGCUCUUAAAGGUCAAGACCUGUACCAGUCUAAGCCAGUGAGAGACAAGCAAAUAGUGCGCAUACUCGGGAAGGCGCCAACUAUAGCAGCAGCGGCUUAUUUAAGAAUGGCAGGGAGGCCUCCUGUUCUUCCUUCCAGCAACCUUUCGUACUCGGAGAACUUCUUAUACAUGCUAGAUUCAUUAGGUGACAAGUCUUAUAAACCAAAUCCCCGACUUGCUCGAGUGCUCGAUAUUCUCUUUAUUUUACAUGCUGAACAUGAGAUGAACUGCUCCACAGCAGCAGCAAGACAUCUUGCAUCAAGUGGUGUUGAUGUAUACACGGCUCUUGCUGGAGCUGUUGGAGCAUUAUACGGGCCUCUCCAUGGUGGAGCAAAUGAGGCGGUCCUAAAGAUGCUAAAUGAGAUUGGAACUGUUGACAAUAUCCCAGAGUUCAUUGAAGGUGUGAAAAACAGGAAACGAAAAAUGUCAGGUUUUGGGCACCGAGUGUACAAAAACUAUGAUCCGAGAGCAAAGGUUAUUAAAAAACUAGCAGAAGAGGUUUUCUCAAUUGUAGGCAGGGAUCCCCUUAUCGAGGUGGCUAUUGCGUUGGAACAAGCUGCAUUAUCAGAUGAGUACUUUGUUAAACGAAAGUUGUACCCGAAUGUUGAUUUUUAUUCUGGGCUAAUUUAUAGGGCAAUGGGUUUCCCAACAGAAUUCUUUCCUGUUUUGUUUGCCAUACCUCGAAUGGCGGGUUAUUUGUCACACUGGCGCGAGUCCCUUGAUGAUCCCGACACAAAGAUCAUGAGGCCCGCACAGGUGUACACGGGUGUAUGGAUGCGACAUUACAUUCCUGCUCAAGAACGGAUGUCAUCACCUGGAGUUGUUGCGGAUAAACUAGGACAGGUGUCAGUCUCCAAUGCCACAAAGCGGCGGUUAUCGGGGUCUGCGGUUUGACUUGGUUGUCAUUGUGCGUUGACUUUAAGGGAAGUUGAAAGAAGGCCGGGCCGAAUCUUGUUUAAGUUCCUUUUCAUAAUUCAUUUUAAUGAUUGUUGUUUGGUUCUUGUACUAUAUGUAUAAUCAAGGCAAGGUCAUGUUGAACUGUUGUUUUGAUCUACGAGUCACCAGUGACGCUUGCUCAUCAUAUGAAAUUUAUAUUCGGUUGUUAAUGGGUAAUAAAAACAUCUUACUCGCUA
This is a messenger RNA of Helianthus annuus (common sunflower), 1979 nucleotides long. Its product is annotated as citrate synthase, glyoxysomal. The record is from RefSeq and is a predicted model, not a curated record. Gene Ontology annotation, biological process: tricarboxylic acid cycle; carbohydrate metabolic process. Lineage: Eukaryota; Viridiplantae; Streptophyta; Magnoliopsida; Asterales; Asteraceae. Gene Ontology annotation, cellular component: mitochondrial matrix. Bases 196 to 1740 code for a protein of 514 amino acids. The transcript has 13 exons.